Molecule: messenger RNA, 540 nt
Organism: Lottia gigantea (owl limpet)
Lineage: Eukaryota; Metazoa; Mollusca; Gastropoda; Lottiidae
Exons: 1
Coding region: 1-540 (179 amino acids)
Source: RefSeq, a predicted model, not a curated record
AUGGAUAUAAUGAGACGAAGUGAAGUGUGGCUGAGAGCACAUAGUAAAAAUAUCGAACAAGAGAAGUACUUGGAGAAAAAACUCACUUCCUUCAGUACCAAAUGUCGCAGACGAACAAAUCAAGUGCAGCAGCAGAUAUUUGAUAUCUAUCAUCAAGAAUUACAACCGUUACAACAGGAAGCCAACAAAGGAACAUUCCAAAGCCAUCAUCUUGAAUAUGACAGCCGACAUUUUGCUCCACAGAGAAACUUGCAUCAAAGAAGUCCACCAAAGGUGGAAAUAUCUGACAUUCGUCGUUCAUCCCAAAGCACAACAGUCAGUGAAUUAGUGAAAGGGGCCAGUAAAAGAAUAAAAUUUCCAAAAAUAGGAAUAAAGUUGAAGACUGAUAAUGUUAUCUACGUUGACCAACCAAGGAGAAAGUCCACAGAUAACAUUGCAGAUUAUUGGUUGAGAUCCUUGAAGGCCAAAUCAAUGAAAUACCAUGAAAGAGAUCAACGCUUGUCAUCUAUCCGUAGAGCUUUAAACAUUGGAGAGAGCUGA